Molecule: messenger RNA, 1545 nt
Organism: Abrus precatorius (Indian licorice)
Lineage: Eukaryota; Viridiplantae; Streptophyta; Magnoliopsida; Fabales; Fabaceae
Product: probable F-box protein At2g36090
Exons: 1
Coding region: 101-1108 (335 amino acids)
Molecular function (GO): protein binding
Source: RefSeq, a predicted model, not a curated record
UAGUCUCCAUUUUAUUCCUCCAAGAUCCAUCCUCUCUCCACGUGUCUAUAAAUACCAUUCCUCGUGCACCAACACCUAAACCUACUGAACUAGCCUUGCCAUGACCAGCACAUCCGACGAGCCAACGGAAGCGGCGACCGGAGACCGUGGCGGUGCCACCUCAAUCUCCGACGUCCACCCCGACAUAAUCCAAACCCACAUCCUCACGCGCCUAGAUGGCCCCACCCUGGCCUCCGCGGCGACCACAUCCUCCGAACUCCACACUCUCUCUGCCGACAACAACCUCUGGGCCAACGCCUGCCACUCCACAUGGCCCUCCACCAUCUCGCCACGUGUCCACCACGUCAUCUCCACCUUCCCCAACGGUCCUCGCUCUUUCUUCGCCGAUUCUUUCCCCUCUUCGCGGCCUUCCCCAACCGCCCCGACAACAAAACCCCACCGCACGCCACAACUCAUCUCAGCCGUUGAUCUCUUCCACGGUGACCGCCUUCUUUUCUCCAAAGUGGUCGAGACCGAAACCGGAACCGGGUGGUUCCGGUGCUCCCCUUUCCGAAUCGACCUGGUUGACCCCAAGGACGUUGUUCGGACCAGACUUAAAUAUCCGGUUGACGAGGAUACGUGUAAGAAUCUCGGAGAGGAGCUGAAGCUGAGCUGGAUCGUGAUCGACCCAACGGUGCGCCGUGCCGUGAACGUGUCGAGUUUUAACGCUGUGUCGGUGAAUAAGCACUGGCUGAGCGGUGAGGUGGAGGUGCGGUUCGCGACGGUGGUUGACGGCGAGCGAGGGACAGCGAGAGAGGUGGUGCUGUGUAGCGUGACCGUGACGUGGGGAGAGGAAAUGCAAGUGAGGGAGGUGAGUUUGCAGAUGGAGGACAUGGAUGGGAUGCAAAUGAAUGGGAGGGAUUGUUUGGUAAUUUUGCUGAGGGCGUUGGAAGGUGAGAGGAAAAGGAAGAAGAAGGAAGAGGGCUGUGAUUACAGGGCUUUUGUUAGGAAGAAGAAAGAAAGAAUGGAAAGGAAAGUGAGGGCAGAAGGGAGAUUGGACAUGCUGUGUGUUGGUCUUGCCCUGUUCUCUACGUUUUCUGCUCUUUUUCUUUUGUUCAGAUGGAAGUAGCCAUUCAGUCACUGACAGUUCCAUUAUCUUACCAUUCUUCCACUCGUUUGAAAAUUAAAAAUCAUGCAAGCUGGACCACGUGGAUCAAAAUGUCAAAGUGAUAACUGUGUAUUUGUUGGAGUUCUUUUUUUUCUGUGAAAAUUGUAUUCAAAGUAAGUGAAAUGUAUUUAGUAAAACAGUGUCUGCUGUAUUAAAAAUAUUUAGUAUAACAUAUUAAACGUUUGGACAAAUUACACUCACACCAUGCGUUUUUUUUUUAAAAUUUUAUAUAAUAAUAUAAUAUUAUAUAUUUUUUAUUACACAAAUUAUUUUUUAUGCAGUUAUAUAAGUCAAAGUUAAAAUAAUGUAAAAAGUAAACUAAUGUAAAAUAAAAUUUUAUUAAAUUUUAAAAAGUCAGAACAAAAUAUGUCCAUUUUAUAUUACAAGCACACAGAACA